AUGGUAUUUGGGAGAAAAUUUCCCAAAGUCCUCUGCAUUGGGCUGACUCUGGUCAUUGUCAAUCUCCUUCUGGCACUUUAUGCUAAAGGGGCUUUCCAGAACUUGAUUCUGCGUGAUCUCCGCAGGGAGCUCCAGUUGUCUCUGCCUGAGCCAGAUGGGGCAAUGAUUAAGAGACUCUCCAGCUUGGAGGUGGAAUUGCAGCAUCUGAAAGAAAGUAUAAAAUUGGCUCUGAAGCAACAAGAACACGUGAACAGCACAGUACAGAGGGCAACAGAUAUUCAAAAAGCAGUGAAAUCCAAGUCGAGCGAACCAAGGAAGCACACAGCCCGCGUGAAGCUCUUCCCACACUCAGGGCUCUUCAAGCAGUGGGGUGAUGACCUUUCCGAGACCCAGCAGAGAAAGGCCCAGGACCUCUUCCAGGAGUUUGGUUACAAUGUGUACCUCAGCAACCAGUUGCCCCUCAAUCGCACCCUCCCCGACACACGAGAUCCCAGGUGUCUUCAGAAGACAUAUUCUUCACAACUGCCUUCCCUUAGUGUCAUUCUCAUAUUCGUGAAUGAAGCUCUGUCCGUUAUAGAACGGGCCAUCACCAGUAUCAUCAACCGGACCCCCUCUCCAUUGUUGAAGGAGAUCAUCUUGGUGGAUGAUUUCAGCUCAAAUGGAGAACUAAAGGUAUACUUGGAUGAGAAGAUUAAGGUUUACAACCAGAAGUAUCCAGGACUACUGAAAAUAAUACGGCAUACUGAGAGGAAAGGCCUUGCUCAAGCCCGCAACACUGGCUGGGAAGCUGCCACAGCUGAUGUGGUCGCCAUAUUGGAUGCUCAUAUUGAAGUGACCAUUGGCUGGGCAGAGCCCAUCUUGGCUCGGAUUCAGGAAGACCGCACUGUGAUUGUGUCACCCGUGUUUGAAAAGAUUCAUUUUGACACCUUUAAGCUAGAAAGGUAUGGAGUAGCAGUUGAUGGAUUUAACUGGCAACUGUGGUGCCGCUAUGACACAGUUCCACAAGACUGGAUUGACCUGCAUGAUGUCACUGCUCCUAUAAAGAGUCCUUCCAUAAUGGGCAUCCUGGCUGCCAACAGGCUCUUCCUGGGAGAGAUUGGGUCUCUGGAUGGCGGGAUGCUGGUCUACGGAGGAGAGAACGUGGAGCUUAGUCUACGGGUGUGGCAGUGUGGAGGGAAGAUUGAAAUCUUACCCUGCUCUCGGAUAGCUCACCUAGAGAGACAUCACAAGCCCUACGCCUUGGAUCUGACCCCUGCCUUGAAGCGUAAUGCUCUUCGAGUGGCUGAAGUCUGGAUGGAUGAGUACAAACACAUGGUCUACUUGGCCUGGAACAUACCUCUCCAGAACUCUGGAAUCGAUUAUGGAGACAUUUCUUCCAGAAUGGCCCUCCGGGAGAAGCUGAAAUGUAAAACUUUUGACUGGUACCUGAAAAAUGUUUAUCCACUCCUGACACCAAUCCGCAGCAUCGUGGGCUAUGGGACAAUGAAAAACUCAUUGGAUAAAAAUGUCUGCCUUGAUAUGGGACCUGUUCCAGGCAACACCCCCAUCAUGUAUAACUGUCAUGCGUUCAGUCCACAGCAGGUCUACUAUCUCCUGACUGGGGAGCUCUACAUGGGACCGCUGAUUGCAGAGGCAAACGCUGACGAUCGCUGCCUGACAGACCCUGGCAGCGGGGAGGAGCCCUCUCUAGAGCCUUGUUCCAAGGCAGUGAAAAAGGGACUGCACAUAUACUGGGAUUUUAAACCGGGAAGGGCUUUCAUAAACAGGGCCACCAAACGGUGUCUGGAGAUCAAGAAGACCUCUGCUGGCAGCUAUGAGCCCGUGCUCCAGACCUGCACCACGCAAGUGUGGGAAAUACAGCACACCGUGGGGAACUGGGGCCAGACUGAUCGCCAGUGA
Messenger RNA from Otolemur garnettii (small-eared galago), 1899 nucleotides. It is a transcript of the gene GALNT8, whose product is annotated as polypeptide N-acetylgalactosaminyltransferase 8. Lineage: Eukaryota; Metazoa; Chordata; Mammalia; Primates; Galagidae. Gene Ontology annotation, cellular component: Golgi apparatus. The transcript has 11 exons. The record is from RefSeq and is a predicted model, not a curated record. Bases 1 to 1899 code for a protein of 632 amino acids.